Messenger RNA from Macrosiphum euphorbiae (potato aphid), 1572 nucleotides. The record is from the annotation of a GenBank genome assembly. Lineage: Eukaryota; Metazoa; Arthropoda; Insecta; Hemiptera; Aphididae.
AUGCGAUGGUACGAUAUACUACAAGAGUAUGAUUUUGACAUAUACCAUCGUCCGGGAACAAAAAUGUUGCAUGUUGACGCACUGUCGCGUGAUCCGGUUUCUGAACAGGAAGGCGAGACACUAGACGAAGUAUUGGCUGGUCGGUUGGAUGUGUGCGUUUCAUUGAAGACAGAAGACAAGGUACGGAUGGCUCAGCAUGAAGACGAAGAGUUGCGCCGGAUAUGCAACAUAUUACAAAAACCUGAGGAGCAGAGAACGAAAGCCGAAAAGGGACUGGUGUGUGAAUACAGUCUGGAAGGAAGCUUGCUGUAUAGAUGGUACCAAGGCCGACUACUGUUUUUAAUGCCCAGGAGCAUGCGCAAGAGCAUUGUGGUGUCAGCGCAUGACUUGGGAGGGCAUCUGUCUGUCAACAAAACGGUAUGUAAAAUAACUCAAGACUUUUGGUUUGUGGGACUACGUCGUUAUGUCAAACUUCACAUUCGGAUGUGUAUGGAAUGUCUGAUGACAAAAAAACCAAGAGGACGACAACCUGGUCUGCUGCAUCCCAUACCACCAGGACGAAGGCCGUUUGAAGUUGUUCAUGCAGACCAUGUAGGGCCGUUUGUCACGAGUACUGAAGGGAACAGGUACAUUUUGGUAUUAGUAGACAAUCUUACUAAAUAUGUCUGUUUGUUUCCAGUAACGGAUACCAGUACGGAAGGAGUGUUGUAUGUCAUGGAUGAGUUCAUAAACAGGUUUGGACUACCUAGGAAGUUGAUCACUGAUCGAGGCUCUUGUUUUACAUCUCAUCGGUUUGAAAACUACUGUGAAUCACGUGGAGUCACACACAUACUUAACUCAACGCGGAGACCGCAGGCUAACGGACAAGUAGAGCGAAUAAAUAGCACCAUCCUAGCCAUGUUAAUUUCUCGAGCUGAAGAAGGACAGUGGGACGAGUUACUGUCUGAUGUGCAAAAACAGAUCAACAACAGUGAGUCUAAGGUGACGAAGUUAACACCAUUUGAAAUGCUGCACGGGUAUAGACCACGGUUUGAGUUAGGUCGAUUAAGAGACCUUUCAACUACUAGCGAAGAGUGGGUCUGCCCAUCUGAGCUCUGGGAAGAAGCAAGAGAAGAAAUGAUCAGGUCCAAACAACGUAUGAAGAUAGCUUAUGACAACCAUAGACACAACCAAACCAAAUACACUGUGGGUGAGGUGGUAGUCAUGACCAGGGUGCCGGUGUCAACAGGUGAAUCCACCAAGCUGCAAGAGCGUUAUCGUGGGCCUUUGGUAGUAACAGAGGUUUUAUCCAAUGAUAUCUACCGAGUAGCGCAGCUUGCAGAGGAUACCAGACGAUGCUUUGCAACUACAGUGCAUGUGUCUCAAUUAAAAUCAUGGAAGAUUGGGAAGGAAGAACUAGAUGAAAGUGAAGGAGGGAUGACAACAAGUGGAGAACUGUCAAUGGAAGCUGAAGACAUACCAGACGAAGCUGGAACAAUAACUGGACAUAACGAGGAGGAGUCAACAGAUAUGAGGAGGUCUGGACGAGUAAGGAAGAAGCCUGUAAGACUUCAGGACUAUGACUCGCAAUGA